Perkinsus marinus ATCC 50983 is the source of this 211-nucleotide messenger RNA. RefSeq lists its product as hypothetical. The transcript has 2 exons. The record is from RefSeq and is a predicted model, not a curated record. The annotation marks the transcript as partial. Lineage: Eukaryota; Perkinsozoa; Perkinsida; Perkinsidae.
AUGGGAGGCCUUUGUGAUAGGUAUGCUCUGGAUAAUGCAGGGAGCUUUGGGAAAAGAGACUGGCUGGCUGCGUUGACGCUGCUCACUACUCGAAAAGGCUCUGCACGGAAUCAUCAAGUGUAUCGAGAUUUCAUGGCGAAGGUGGUCUCUCAACGGGAAGUGUUCGGCAAGGCUUCAAUUCAUCUCAUGUUGCAUAGGCUGGCAGUCAUUG